AUACGGCACGUGCGACCGAAGAGGCAAGGCACUCUUUUCAUCGUCAAACUCAAACCCUAUCAUCAUCUUCUCCGAUUCGUCUCUCUCAUGAAAUCAAUCAAACUCUUCAUCGAACCUAGGGUUUCUUCCCCGAUCUUGAAGAACCUCAGAUCACUACCAUCGCCAUCAAUUUUCUGAUGAUUACUUCUUCUACACUCAAUCCUACACCAACAACAAUCACCGAUCACUCGUCUACCACCACCGUCACCGCCGCCAUGGCGGCCUCAGUGGACGAUCUCGGACCAGAUUCAUGGGAGGUCGCCGACUUAGACGCCACUAUGAGCCGCUUGAUGUUAUCUUCGUCUUCCAACAACAACAACACCUACGAUUCAACUACUACAGCUAAUUCUAAUUCUAAUUCUCCGUCGGAAUUUGAUACUGAUGCUCAGGAUAGGUCGUCAUCAGGCGGUGUGUUGGAGAAUUUGGUGAAUUCUGUUGAUCAGUUUCUUCGUGAAGCUUUGCAAAACCCUAGGGAGCGCCUUUCAGUACUACGGAUGGAGCAAGAUGUUGAGAAAUUUAUUAAAGAUCCAUCACAACAACAAAUGGAGUUCCAGCAGUUGCCUACUUCAUACCUUCGUUUAGCAGCACAUCGUGUUGCUCAACACUAUUCGCUCCAGUCCAUGGUUUUAUUAGACAACAACCUUCCGGAUGGUUCUGCUUCCCGAAUCAUCGUUCGUAAGACUUCUGAGUUUCGGCUUCCAUUAAUUCGUUUAGCAGACAUCCCUGUUAACAUACCAACAGAAGACAACCUUAGCAGUAGCGUUGUUAAGGUUGCAAUUAAACAACGUCCUAACAAACGAUCACAAGUAAGCGGAGGACUAAACUCAAGUUCUUCGAAAAACAACAGUUUAAAGAGCGUGGAAGAGAGAAAAGAAGAGUAUAAUCGAGCACGUGCAAGAAUAUUUAGCUCUAGUUCUAGCUCUAGUGAAACAAGAACGCAAGAAGUUAUACAGCAUAAUAGUUCAUUACAAACUUCAAAAACCGAAGACGUAUCUGUUGCUGAUGUCAGCAUUGGUCGGGCUUCAGUUGAUUCCUCUGCAGGAAGCAGUAGACCUGGUAGAAGCAGGACCGAAAAAGAGCCAGUUGUGAGGUCAAGAAGCAAUAGCAGAGUGGCUAUUUUUCGUGACCGUGAAGUUGAACGGAAGGAUCCCGAUUACGACAGGAACUACGACAGAUAUGCACAAAGAUUUGAUCCAGGGUUUGGGUUUAACGGUGGCUCAUAUCCUAUACAGCCAUUGUAUACACCGGUUUUGAACUACAACACUGAAUUUCCUCAGCUUGGUUCAGCUCAUAGGUCUCCUAUUUCUACCGAACACCAACCUCAUGCACUCCCUCAGCAUUUACCAGGCCCAUGGGUCCCACCAUCUUCACCUGCAGGAAUAGGCUACAGGCCUCCAGAUGCGAUGAUGGCUCCAUUUAGUCCCAGCCACGCGGGGCCUCAUUCAGUCUCCACGCUAUAUUUGCAGUAUCCAUGUCAGCGGCCUGGGAUGACUUUCAUUCAUCCUCGUGACCAGAUUAAUCAACAUUACGCACAUUCUCAGCAGCAGCAAUCUGAUGCAAGUUUUGGAUUAGCCCGGCCCCGCUGAGGGGCUUGGGCCAUGCCUGCACCCUGCCAGAGCUUUCGAAUCGCCACGUUUUAUCUGAGCUGGCCAGGGUGCAGGCAUCGUCUACCAGGGUUGACUGGGAUGAACAUAAUAUUCGAUUUGUUACUUAUUUGGUUCAUGUCAUCAAUCCUGGUCUUGAGAGCUUCAUUUGCUGUAGCUCGUUAGUUCCAACGGUUGUGUUGACUAGCUCUAUGAGAGCUUUGCUUUGCCAUUGAUGACAACAAAGAAUGAUAAAAACGGAAGAUCGUCGGAGCUGCAAACAUACACCUCUCUUCCAAGCCAUGCAUAGUAGGGGACAAUCAGGGUUACGGCUUGUGGAUUCUUGUGAAAGAAAAAGGCUUCGAUCAUAUCGCUCUUUUGUUGGGUGAAGAAACGAGAGUGGCAUGCAAUAACAGUAGUGGAUUGGAAUGUAUAAAUCUUUGUUUAGAAGUUUGAAGCUUGUGUGUCACGGCUUAUGCUUUUUAUUACAACUUCAUUCCUGCAUUAUUUACUUUUAAAAAAAUGUUGAUUGUCGGUUAAGGAUUGGGACA
Molecule: messenger RNA, 2173 nt
Organism: Helianthus annuus (common sunflower)
Lineage: Eukaryota; Viridiplantae; Streptophyta; Magnoliopsida; Asterales; Asteraceae
Product: R3H domain-containing protein 2
Exons: 5
Coding region: 177-1625 (482 amino acids)
Molecular function (GO): nucleic acid binding
Source: RefSeq, a predicted model, not a curated record